CAAAGAUCGACAUCUCAAUCACAAUUGCCACACAUACAAUCCAAACCUACCUAGCGUUCCCAAAAGACAGCGUACAGCUAUAGUCGAGCACACUCUUCUUCAAGAUGAUCAAGAACGCUGCUUCCAAGGUGCUCUUGCCCAAGAGCGCCCUCAAGACAAACCUCAACCGAUCCCUAGCGACCGUCGCCGACCCCCCCGUCCGUCGUUACGGAGGUCUCAAAGAUCAAGACCGGAUCUUCACCAACCUCUUGUCUAGGCACGAUCAUGGUAUCAAGGGAGCUCAGAGCCGUGGGGAUUGGCACAAGACCAAGGAGAUCCUGUUGAAGGGAGAUACGUGGAUCAUCAACCAAGUUAAAGAGAGUGGGUUGAGAGGACGAGGUGGAGCGGGGUUCCCCUCGGGGUUGAAGUGGAGUUUCAUGAACAAGCCCGGUUGGGAGAAGGAUCCUAGGCCUAGAUACCUCGUUGUCAACGCCGACGAGGGAGAGCCGGGUACCUGCAAGGACAGGGAGAUCAUGAGGGGAGACCCUCACAAGCUCGUCGAAGGGUGUUUGGUAGCCGGACGAGCUAUGAACGCUAGUGCCGCUUACAUCUACAUCCGAGGAGAAUUCUACCAAGAAGCCUCCCACGUUCAACAAGCCAUCGACGAGGCCUACAAGGCGGGCCUGAUCGGCAAGAACGCCUGUGGUUCCGGGUACGAUUUCGACGUCUACCUGCACAGGGGUGCCGGAGCGUACAUUUGUGGAGAGGAGACGGCUCUGAUCGAGUCGAUCGAGGGGAAACAGGGCAAGCCUAGGCUCAAGCCUCCUUUCCCCGCUGAUGUCGGGUUGUUCGGAUGUCCUACGACCGUCGCCAACGUCGAGACCGUCGCUGUCGCCCCGACCAUCGCCCGUCGAUCUGGAAAAUGGUUCGCCAGCUUCGGUCGUGAGCGAAACCACGGUACCAAGUUGUUCUGCGUCUCUGGUCACGUCAACGCCCCCGCGGUAUUCGAGGAGGAGAUGUCCAUGCCCCUGCAAGAGAUGCUGGAGAGGCACUGUGGAGGCGUCCGAGGAGGUUGGGAGAACUUGAAGGGUGUUAUUCCCGGUGGAUGCAGUGUCCCCGUCAUCACGAGGGACGUGAGCGAAAAGGUCUUGAUGGACUACGAUUCGUUGAAGGAUCACGGGACUUCGUUGGGAACGGGUGCGAUCAUCGUCAUGGACAACACGACCGACAUGAUCUCGGCCAUUGCUCGAUUCAGCGCGUUCUACAAGCACGAGUCGUGCGGUCAGUGCACACCGUGCAGGGAGGGAACGACCUGGAUGACCAACAUGAUGAACCGAAUGGUGCAAGGACGAGCACAGGAGCGUGAGAUUGACAUGCUGCAAGAGCUGACCAAGCAGAUCGAGGGUCACACCAUCUGUGCUUUGGGUGAUGCCGCCGCCUGGCCGAUCCAGGGUCUGAUCAAGAACUUCCGACCAGAGAUCGAGGAGCGAAUCGCCAAGUUCAGGGCCGAGAACGGGGAUGUCGCCUUUGGAGGUGCGCUCAAGGCGAGCUUCCCGCUCGGGGAGACGGCCGUCCCGGAUAACCUCGGGUUGGAGGCUGUCCGUCAGACGAGGCAGAUCGGAGCUUGAGCAGGGAAGAGGCGUAAUCUAGGUCGUGUUUUGUAUUUUUUCCGAGUAUGAAGAGUAAUUCCGCGAAUCCACUUUCUCAGAGGCGUUUUGGAAUUGCGCUUGACGCGGGAAAUUCUUGAAAUGUAGGAUUUACUUGUCAAUCGUUGUGAGUAAGCCGGCUUUCAGAAGGACACGCUUCGAAAGGGCGACACAAGUUGCGCUUUGUGCAGGACGGCAAACUGCACGCGC
This is a messenger RNA of Filobasidium floriforme, 1835 nucleotides long. Its product is annotated as NADH-ubiquinone oxidoreductase. The record is from RefSeq and is a predicted model, not a curated record. Bases 105 to 1607 code for a protein of 500 amino acids. Gene Ontology annotation, molecular function: NAD binding; FMN binding; 4 iron, 4 sulfur cluster binding. The transcript is spliced from 8 exons. Lineage: Eukaryota; Fungi; Basidiomycota; Tremellomycetes; Filobasidiales; Filobasidiaceae.